Messenger RNA from Saccoglossus kowalevskii, 2013 nucleotides. RefSeq names its product sodium- and chloride-dependent GABA transporter 1-like. The record is from RefSeq and is a predicted model, not a curated record. Gene Ontology annotation, biological process: amino acid transport; nitrogen compound transport; sodium ion transmembrane transport. Gene Ontology annotation, cellular component: plasma membrane. Lineage: Eukaryota; Metazoa; Hemichordata; Enteropneusta; Harrimaniidae.
AUGGCUAAAGGUGAAAUAUCAAUUGUAAAUGGGAAGAUUCCUAAGGAGGAAGGAGACAUUGAGGAAACGAAUUACAACAUGUUCACAGAUGGUGAUGUUCAGAAUACUGAUAAUCACAUAGACGGUAACAUAUCGGAAACAGAUAAAGACAGUGAACUAGGAGAAAAGGAUAAAGAAGACGAAAUUGACGACCGAGACCCCGAUAGGGGAGGAUGGGACAGUAAAGCAGAUUUUAUAUUAGCUUGUAUUGGUUAUGCUGUUGGUAUUGGUAAUAUCUGGAGAUUUCCAUAUAUGGUCUAUAAAAACGGAGGAGGUGCUUUUCUUAUACCAUACUUUCUGUUUAUGGUGAUACUUGGAAUACCCAUGUUUAUGCUGGAGAUCAGUCUUGGUCAAUAUCUACAACAAGGAGGCAUCACUGUUUGGGAAAUUAUUCCGUGUUUCAAAGGCAUUGGUUACGGAUCAGCAACAAUCUCCUGUAUAUUGAAUAUUUAUUAUAUCAUAAUCAUUGCCUGGGUCAAUAUCUACCUGGUGUGUUCGUUCUUUCCCACAUUACCCUGGACUAUCUGUGACGGAUGGUGGAAUGAUAUCUGGUGCUACGAUUACGCUACACACAACACUACUUCUAAUGGGACACAGUUUAUAACAGGAGAAUACAACAACAUAACGAUAGACAUAGCGCAUGCAGACUCCCCUGCGGAACAGUUUUGGAAUAACUUUGUUCUGCAGAUUUCUGAUGGCAUUCACGAGAUUGGCUCUCUUGUCUGGACGCUGGUGGCGUCCUUACUCGUUUCCUGGAUAAUAUGCUAUGCUUGUAUCGUCAAAGGUGUUAAGACAACAGGCAAGAUCGUCUGGUUUACGACUACAUUUCCAUAUGUUGUGAUGACGUGUCUGUUGAUACGUGCGGCUACUUUACCCGGUGCUUCAGAUGGUAUAUAUUAUUACCUUGUUCCGGACUGGAGUAAAUUACUGGAAAUACAGAUAUGGGUGGAUGCUGCAUCACAGAUUCUGUUCACAUUAGCAAUUGGUAUCGCAUCACUUAUAUCACUUGGUAGCUAUAACAAAUAUCACAAUAACACAGUCAUAGAUUCAACGAUAGUUUGUGUAGUAAACUGCUUAACUAGUUUUUAUUGUGGGUUUAUGAUAUUUGCCACACUUGGUUUUAUGGCAUAUGUACAGGGUGUUGAGGUGGAUGAAGUUGUUGAUUCGGGUCCUGGUUUAACCUUCAUAACAGUGCCAACGGCCAUAGCAGAAAUGCCUGGUGCCAACUUCUGGGCAGUGCUAUUCUUUUUUAUGUUAUUCCUUAUGGGCAUGGAUAGUCAGUUCUGUGUGGUGGAAGGUUUAUAUACGGCACUUGCUGACGAAUAUCCCAAAUAUCUGAGGGCAAAUCGAGCACUGAGUCUGGCUAUAUUAGCAUUCGUGUAUUUUCUCUUGGGAUUGCCGUGUUGCACCAAUGCAGGAAUGUAUUUCUUCGAAUUGAUGAAUACAUUGGGUGCUGCUGGUUACGUGCUAUUAUGGAUGGCCAUGUGGGAGUGUAUCGCUAUAUGCUAUUUCUAUGGCAUCAAGAAAUUUAUGCUUGGAUUGACGGAUAUGUUACAACGUAAACCGAGCUAUGCUUGGGCUGUCUCUUGGGCCUUUGUUAUACCAGUUACACUUAUUAUCAUCCAGGUAUUCAGCCUUGUUGGGUGGGAUGGCAUGUAUUACGGUGACUACUAUAGAUAUCCAGUUUGGGGCGAGGUGUUAGGCUGGCUGAUGGCGGCAGCAUCCAUGCAUUGGAUAGUUACGUACUUUAUCUACUCUCUAAUAGUUACACCGGGAACUUUGAAAGAGCGUUGGUAUACAGUUAAUCACCCAGCACCAUACAUCAAACUCCGUGGUUUGGACGACGGUGAUGAACAUGAUGGUAUUGAAAAAGACAAUGAUGACGACAUAGAUUCCGACAGCCCAAACGGAAGUAACAACAGCGUACCUCCGUGUUACGAAAACGCAAUGGUAGUGGAAAUGUCUGACAUGUGA